This is a messenger RNA of Pangasianodon hypophthalmus (striped catfish), 1669 nucleotides long. RefSeq lists its product as uncharacterized. The coding region runs from base 100 to 1020 and encodes 306 amino acids. Gene Ontology annotation, biological process: cell-cell adhesion. The transcript is spliced from 7 exons. Gene Ontology annotation, molecular function: cell adhesion molecule binding. Gene Ontology annotation, cellular component: cell-cell junction. The record is from RefSeq and is a predicted model, not a curated record. NCBI's taxonomy places the organism in Eukaryota, Metazoa, Chordata, Actinopteri, Siluriformes, Pangasiidae.
GAGGCUCCGCCCCCAGCUGUGAUAAAUAGCCCGAGCAAACUUUCGCUUUAGAAGUUGAUUUUCAAACGCUGAGGAGGAAGAAAUUAAGCUGCAGACAAAAUGAGGUUCUUCGUUCUGCUCACCGCGGUGAUCUUCGCACUCCUGCGGAAUAGCACCGCUUCUCUGUUCGUGCAAGGUCCUACUGAAUCUGUCAUGGAGGGAGAGAGUGUGACUCUGGAAUGUCUUGACUCCGAAUCUGAGACCAACAUGAGCUCAGUGCACUUUGAAAAGCUGUCAAGGCACAUGCAGAUGUGGCAUCGGCUGGAUAUGUAUGGCUACGGCUAUUACUACCGCCGCUGUUUCUGGUAUGAUGCGGACGUGAGGAGAGACGAUGGCCGUCUGCUUCUCACGUUAGGAAGAGUCCAGACCUGGUCUGCUGGCAUGUAUCGCUGUGUGUCUGACAACGCCACCAAUGUGGACAAUUCAUCACUGCCUUUUAAGCUAACAGUGCACUAUAUGCGAGAGGUGUCGGUGAACAGGGUCGGCGCCAACAUUUUCUCUCACUACCUCACCCCACAGGAUGACCUGCGUGUACCACUAGGGGAUGAUGUAGAGCUGGACUGCUCUACCUCUGCCUCUGAGACUCCUCAGUACUCCUGGCUCAAAGAGGGAGAGGACUGGAUGGUUCCCUCCAGUAAGCUAAAGCUGAAGAAAGUGAGGGAGCAGGACAGUGGGAAAUACACCUGCACUGCUCAGCACCCAUCUGUGAGCUCGCUAACCAAGAAACGGACCAUCAGCCUCACUGUCCUGCCAGAGGACGCCGCAUGGUAUGAAUCGACAACUGGCCAAUGUCUCAUCGUGUCUGCAGCAGGAACAGUUCUCCUGGUGAUCAUCCUCUCCAUGAUGGUCUUCUUGUGCUGCCGGGCCAGACAGAACAAGAGCAAGGGCCCAAUUGAUGACCACUCCCAGAAGAAGCCUAUCUACAAGAACAGCGUGGAGUCUCUGGCUUCCACUGCUGGAGACAAACAGCCGCUGGUAUAAUGAGUGAGAUGGAGUGGGGAGCGAGGUGGAUGAGGACAGGGAGUGUUGAAGUUUAGGAGAGAAAGAACCUGCUAGAUUGGAUAAGAGAUGGUUUGCUAGUGAAACACAGGCCGUGAAUUGAAUUGAAGGCAGUAGGAAAAGGGUGUGUGGAAAAGAUAGACAGACAUGAUUGUUUCAUGGUAAUGGUUCCAAUUCUGCAGGUUUGGCAGCAGUACUCCUCAACAAAAGGUGUGCAAUUUUCUCUGUAUUGAUUUCACAACACAACAAAAUUGAGAUUCACGCUUGUUGUCAAAGACAGGGACUGAGAAUGCUAGUGUGAGCUUCAAAUCUCUGAUCUUUUUGCGAUAUAACCGCAUGCGAACCCUUUCCUGCUAGUCAUUCUUCUAGCCUUGAGUUGUAAACAAGUCUCUUUCACUGGCAGCGUCAUUCUGUUAGACAAUCAUUCUAGUGUACACAAUAUAUUACAGAAACUUUAGGUGAAGUGUUUAUUCUUGUGUUCUCUAUUCUACAUGACAGUACCUUUAAUAAAUGAAACUGUAAGACUAUAUAAAAAAUAUAAUAGCACUUUAAAGCUUUUUGCACUGUUUGAUCAUUCCUUUGUACUUUUGGAAGUUAAUUACAUUAAACAUCUUUUAAACUACAUAUAAAA